This is a messenger RNA of Photinus pyralis (common eastern firefly), 2412 nucleotides long. RefSeq lists its product as uncharacterized. NCBI's taxonomy places the organism in Eukaryota, Metazoa, Arthropoda, Insecta, Coleoptera, Lampyridae. The transcript has a single exon. The coding region runs from base 1 to 2412 and encodes 803 amino acids. The record is from RefSeq and is a predicted model, not a curated record.
AUGGAGAAGGUGGCAUUUACUAUUUAUUCAGACCUUGAGUGCAUCUUGGAAAAAUGUGAUAAAGUCAAUCUUCCAAAUGCUAACACAACAUUUUACCAAAAGCAUACUCCCUUUAGUAUUGCCUUUUACCUUAAGUGUUCGUAUGAUGAGUCGCUUUCGAAAUUGUUUUCAUACAGAGGACCUGAUUGUAUUCAAUGGUUUAUUAAACGAUUGCGCGAGAUUGCCGAUUGGGCAAAUGAAAUUGUGAAUACUAUUGUUCCCAUGGAAGUUCUUAGUCCUCAUCAGAUGCAAAACUAUUUGAACGCUAUAGUGUGUCACAUUUGCGAGAAACCUUUUACCGAAGAUCAAAUUAAAGUACGCGAUCACCAUCAUAUGACGGGGCGGUACAGAGGGGCGGCUCACCAGGCAUGUAAUUUGAACUUUAACCACUCCCAUGUUAUACCAGUCGUUUUCCAUAACUUAAGCGGAUACGAUGCCCAUUUUUUUAUUCGAGAACUCGCUAUCGGCUUUCCUGGCGGAAUUAAACUCUUACCUUUAAACAAAGAAAAAUAUAUUUCUUUCACGAAGCAUGUGCAGAACACUAACAUAGAUUUUCGAUUUAUCGAUUCCUUUAGAUUUAUGAGCAGUAGUAUAGAUAAGCUAUCUUCGUAUUUAGAUAAUGAGCAGAAAACUAUUACUAGAGCGCAUUGUCGUAAUGCAAAUGAAUUCCAUUUGUUAACUCGAAAGGGAGUGUUUCCAUAUGAUUACGUUGAUUCGUGGGAGAAAUUAAAUGAGACAGUGUUACCAACUCGAGAUGCAUUUUUUAGUCAAUUAAAAAAUGAAGCUGUGAGCGAAGCGGACUAUGAACAUGCGAAUCACAUUUGGAACGCGUUCGAAAUUAAAACCUUAGGUCAAUAUUCUGAUCUCUAUUUGAUGACGGACGUUCUCCUUUUGGCGGAUAUCUUUGAAAAUUUUAGGGAGACUUGUUUGCGUACCUAUCGCUUAGAUCCGUUACAUUAUUACACCGCCCCGGGUUUGGCAUUUGACGCAAUGCUUAAAGUCACCGACGUUAAAUUAGAACUUUUAAGUGACAUUGAUCAAAUGAUGUUUAUUGAAAGUGGUAUAAGAGGAGGUGUAGCACAAUGUUCAAUGAGAUACGCGAAGGCCAAUAACCCGUACAUGAAAGAAAAAUAUAAUCCUAACCUGGAGACGACCUAUUUAAUGUAUUAUGAUAUUAAUAACCUUUAUGGUGCCUCAAUGUGUGAAUUCUUGCCUUGCAGCGAUUUUUCCUUUGUAGAUGACAUUCAAAAUUUAGAUAUUCUAAACCAUCCUGAUGAUUCAGACGUUGGUUAUAUUGUAGACUGUGAUUUAGAGUAUCCUUUGGAAUGCCACAGAUUACAUUCUGAUUUACCUUUGGCCCCAGAGCAUCUAGUGCCAAAUAACUCAAAAUUAAAGAAACUAAUGCUUACCUUGUACCCAAAGCACAACUACGUAGUUCAUUAUAGAAAUUUAAAGAUGUACGUACAACAUGGGUUAAAGUUGAUAAAAAUAAAUAGAGUAUUACAGUUUAAGCAAUCACCGUGGCUGAAAAAGUAUAUUGAAUUAAACACUCGCAUGAGGCAACAAGCGAAAAAUAUGUUUGAAAUAGAAUUUUACAAAUUAAUGAUUAAUUGCGUCUAUGGUAAACUUAUGGAGAACGUGCGAAAAUACAAAGAUGUGAAACUAUUAACCAAAUGGGAGGGAAGGUAUGGAGCCCGUGCGUAUAUAGCGAAGCCAAACUUUAGCAGUUGUACCAUUUUUGAUAAGGAUAUGGUUAUAAUAGAGAUGGAUAGGUUAGAGAUAUUUUUCAAUAAACCAAUAUACGCGGGAUUUGCCGUUUUAGAUAUAUCAAAAACGUUUCUCUAUGACUUUCAUUAUAACUACAUUCUCAAACAGUUUAAAGAUAAAACAAAACUUCUGUAUACAGAUACCGAUAGCCUAAUAUACUAUUUUACAGUUCCCAAUAUAUACGAGAAUAUAAAAGAUGAUAUACAUCGAUUUGAUACCUCAAAUUAUGAUAUCAAUAAUGAAUAUGGGAUUCCAUUAGUCAAUAAAAAAAUCCCCGGUCUAAUGAAAGAUGAAAAUCAUGGACACAUUAUGACCGAAUUCGUAGGACUUCGUGCUAAGAUGUACGCUUAUGAAGUAGAGGGAAAACUGACCAAAAAAUCUAAAGGCUCGACAUCGACUAGCAUCAGAGAAAUUACUCUAAAUGAUUACAAGAACGCUUUGUUUAACGUUCUAAUUAUAAAACGAAGUCAGCAUCUUAUUCGUUCAAAAAAACAUACAGUAUUUACGUUGAAGCAGGAGAAAGUAGUAUUGAGUCCUCACGAUGACAAACGUGUUAUCUGUGCUAAUAACAUUGAUACCCGUCCUUGGGGAUUCAAAUGUCAUUGA